ACUAGCUCAGCCUCCCGUCCUCGACUCGCCCGCCACGUCGUAGCCCACCGAAUCCGCACACAACCACCAGUGCUCGGUCACAGACCAAUAGCACCAUGUUCGAGGAGAUAUGUCUCACCUGCUCCAAGCAGCUCGCCGAUGACGGCCGUGCUUAUUGCAGCGACGAGUGUGAACUCCUCGAUUCUCACACCUCUCCGUCCAUGUCUUCUGCAAGUAGCGCUCUUUCCUCUCCAUUCAUCGAGCACACCAAAGGCGGCGAAGUCCCGCCUCUCGUUCCCUCGGCACUCGGCAGCGCACUUCAACGCUACAAUAAACGCGACCGGUACUCCGUCUCUUCUUCCUCGACCUCAUCCGCAUCCUGGUCCGUCUUUACGGAUGACCAGGAGGAUGAUCACAUUGCAAUCAACGACGGCCUGUCCGAUGAUGACGGUUCCGACGCUCACGCUGAGCACGUCCGCUCCCACACUGGUCUUCACUCCAGUGCCCCCGGUCUCAUCUACGCUCGGCGACCUUCGGCUACCAAUAACCGCUCCGUCAUUCCCCUCUUGCACCGUCUCCCUUCCUCGAGCUCCGCCGAAAUUGACCUAGAAUAUGACGAUACAACCUCACAGCAGGACAAUCCCCUAGACGGAACUCCCGAGAAAGUCAGCGACAGGUCAACGCUCACCUCCAAAUCGAAGAAAAGCCGGAACAGAACAAGCCUUCCUGCAUGCUUUACACGGCUGCAAAUAAGUUCCCCACAGCGUUCUCCCCCAGCUGUUGCCAGCACAGACAGCACCACUCCUGCUAAAAUGUCGCCCCCUACUCCAAGGCUGGCGACUCUGCUCUCGAUCGCCAGUCGUUCGCAGAUAACUCCUCGUGGGCGGCGACCUGAACCUGGUUGUUCUCGCAGCUCCCAUCGAUCUCGUUCCCCUUCUCGCUCGCGUUCUCGCCACGCUACACUUGUUCCCGAGGGUCGUGGUCGUCCUGCUGACCUACGGGAAAGCAUCGAACACAUGUUCUCAUCUGCGGCCGUCUCUCGUGGACGACCAGCGAGGCGCAACAGCUCCCCGCUGCCCAAAAUGGUGCUUCACGUCGGAGACCGGUCUGGUGCCAUAUCCGAGUCUGGCAACCACACACGUCUCACCAGGGGUCGUAUGCGGAUUCACGAGCUUGAUGGACCAGGCUCCACUCUCGAUGCUCCCGCUUACGGGAAUGGACGAAGCGGCCUUAGAGAACGGGAACGUCUUCGUCUCACAGGCAUAGCUGUCUUGCAAUAAGUCCGCGCAACAUGACACGGUUCACCUAUUUCAAAAUCUCCCGGCUUCUCUUUGCCAUCCACGCCCACGUAUAUUUUUCUUAUUUGUCUUCAAGCUUCUGAAGACUCGAUGACCAAAAGCACAGCCGGGGAAAACCGCUCCAGCUUAGCCCGUGGGUGGCACCAGCCUACUGCAUUUCGCUCGUCCUUGCAUCGCUCUCGAUCGGCAUCAUUCACCUAUUCUUGGCUAUUCAUACAUCAUCCAUGCUCUUCGGUUUUGUUGCACUGUGCAAGAAAAUAAUGGAAAUCAUAGCAUCAAAUCAGCACUACUUUCAUUCGGCGGUCUAUCUAUUGUGACUUUUUAGCAUCAGAAAACAAGCAUCAUUCACCUAUACUCACAACUCGCUAUCUACUACAGUACUUUGUCGGUCACGUUUUCUCUCAUGCUAUCAAUCGAAAAACAGGAACAAGGAUUUUGAUUAGUGUUACUAUACAAACUCAUCACCUCUCUGCAUCAAACAAUCACGUAUGCUAGCUCACUAAUUCCUACUCUUACUAUACAAACUUUGCCCGAUGAAACUGGG
Molecule: messenger RNA, 1821 nt
Organism: Coniophora puteana RWD-64-598 SS2
Lineage: Eukaryota; Fungi; Basidiomycota; Agaricomycetes; Boletales; Coniophoraceae
Exons: 2
Coding region: 96-1259 (387 amino acids)
Source: RefSeq, a predicted model, not a curated record